This is a messenger RNA of Cladophialophora immunda, 630 nucleotides long. RefSeq lists its product as uncharacterized. The coding region runs from base 1 to 630 and encodes 209 amino acids. NCBI's taxonomy places the organism in Eukaryota, Fungi, Ascomycota, Eurotiomycetes, Chaetothyriales, Herpotrichiellaceae. The record is from RefSeq and is a predicted model, not a curated record. The transcript has a single exon.
AUGUAUACGUUGAAAUACGCAGGAAGGCUGGCAGCUCAGCUGCGCCAAGCUAUAAUCAAGUUCAACAUCUUGCCAGCCGUCAAUCUGCUGGCAGGACCGGUCAUUGUAGCGUGUGGAGAACUUAAGUUUCGGGAUGCCGCUUGGGGAGCCAGCCACGACCCUCCACGUCCGCUGUUCAGCAGAAGCGUCGAUGCUUUCCGGGAUAACAGAUACGGAGGGGUGUUUCUAGUAGAUGAUGCGACUCCCCAAAUGAGGAAGCGCUGGGCCAAGGCCGCCGAAAAAAAUCUCGAAAAGAGGCGAGCCUCCAUUUGGGCCCGAAACAUAUUACUGCGACGUUAUCUGACUAACGAGUACUGUAGAACCGGGCUUUGUAGAGCCGAUUUGCGAGCAUCGUUCGACACUUCCGAUGGAAUGUACACAAGCGGACGGAGGAUGCAAGCGCCUUCGUCUCCUUACAAGGACACUCCGAGAGACUUUGCUGCUAACGGACCGAGAGACACCGGUGUGGUGGCUUCGAUAGCUCAUAACUUUGGAAAAGACAUAUGUGUCAUCACCUUGUUGUCGCCGCUGCCCAUGAAGAUUUUACCCGGCGCGGGAAUCGACCCGCACUCAAAUGAGAAGAAAUCGUGA